This is a messenger RNA of Acanthoscelides obtectus, 582 nucleotides long. Lineage: Eukaryota; Metazoa; Arthropoda; Insecta; Coleoptera; Chrysomelidae. The record is from the annotation of a GenBank genome assembly.
AUGAAACCAUCUAAACUGCAAGAUCAUCUGAGAAGAUACCACCCUGACAAAACAGAGAAAGAUUUGAAAUACUUUCAAACAUUCAAAGAUAAAUUUCAGAAGAGGCAUACACUGGACAGAAUGUUCGCUUCGACGUCACAAAGAAAUGAUGAUGGUUUGCGGGCGUCUUACAAUAUCUCGUUACUUAUAGCAAAAUCCGGAAGACCGCAUACUAUCGGAGAGAAGUUAAUUUUGCCAGCCGUUGAAGAGGUUUUAAAAACUGUUUUACACAAACCUGCAUCUGAUAUCAUUAAAAGAAUUCCCUUAAGCAACAAUUCUGUUGAAAGAUGUAUUGAUGAAAUGAGUUCUGAUAUUGAAAGCUUCUUAUGUAAUUAUUUGCAAACGACCCAUUUCUCUAUACAACUGGACGAAUCAACUUUACCUGAUAAUGCAGCAUUAUUAUUGGCAUAUGUUCGUUUUAUUAUAAAUCAAGAAAUCUACGAAGAACUGCUCCUCGCAAGAACUUUGAUAACCGACACUAAAGGUGAAUCAAUAUUUCAUGUUUUGAAGGAUACUUCAUUGAAAAAGCAAUUCCUUUAUUAA